UUUUUAUAUAGCAUACAACUAAGAUAACUUUGAAUAAAUAUUUUUUUAAUUAUUUGAUAACUCGUAGAUUUGUGGUCUUUUGUUGCGAGUUUUCAUUCCGAUAAGUAUCAUUUAUCAUUUGGCGUGAAUAGAAUAAAACAUGAUUUUUCUUAAAGGAACUAGAUUAAUUAGCAUGAAAAUGCUUCCUGGGAGUAUGUUAUCAAGAACUAUGGCAGCGUACUCCACCAAAGUUUCUCUCAAUGAAGUCGUUAUUGCAUCAGCAGUCAGAACACCUAUUGGCUCAUUUAGAGGAAGUCUAGCUAGUGUGUCAGCAACAGAAUUAGGAGCCGUCGCAGUUAAAGCAGCCAUUGAAAGAGCCGGCAUUCCAAAUGAAGAAGUUAAAGAGGUAUACAUGGGCAAUGUUUGUUCAGGGUAUCUUGGGCAAGCCCCUGCCAGACAAGCCGUGAUUUUUGCUGGUCUCCCAAAAAGCACUAUAUGUACCACGGUAAAUAAAGUUUGCGCGUCAGGAAUGAAGUCCGUGAUGUUGGCAACUCAAGGCCUUCAAACUGGUACCCAAGAUGUAAUGCUUGCUGGAGGAAUGGAAUCCAUGUCAAAUGUGCCCUACUAUUUGAAAAGAGGUGAAACUGCUUAUGGUGGAAUGCAACUUGUAGAUGGUAUAGUAUUUGAUGGGUUAACUGAUGUGUAUAACAAAUUCCAUAUGGGAAAUUGUGCUGAGAAUACAGCAAAGAAACUAGAAAUCUCCAGACAACAACAAGAUGAUUAUGCCAUGUCUAGCUAUAAGAAAAGUGCAGCAGCAUAUGAAGCUAAAGCAUUUGCUGAUGAGUUAGUGUCAGUGCCAGUCCCACAAAAGAGAGGUGCUCCUCCAGUUAUAUUUUCAGAAGAUGAGGAAUACAAAAAAGUUAAUUUUGAAAAGUUCAGUAAAUUGGCAACUGUAUUUCAAAGAGAGAAUGGCACAGUUACAGCUGGUAAUGCUUCAACUUUAAAUGAUGGAGCAGCAGCACUGGUAUUAAUGACAGCUGAAGCAGCUCAGAGACUGAAUGUUAAACCCUUGGCUCGUGUUGUUGGUUAUGCUGAUGGAGAGUGUGAUCCAAUAGAUUUCCCAAUUGCACCAGCAGUUGCUAUUCCGAAUUUGUUGAAAAAGACUGGAGUUAAAAAGGAAGAUGUAGCUCUUUGGGAAAUCAAUGAAGCUUUUAGUGUGGUAGCUGUCGCAAAUCAAAAACUCUUAGACCUAGACCCUGCCAAGGUUAAUGUUCAUGGUGGUGCAGUAAGUCUUGGUCAUCCUAUUGGUAUGUCUGGUGCACGUAUAAUUGUGCACUUAUGUCAUGCCUUAAAGAAAGGAGAAAAGGGUGUUGCAUCCAUCUGUAAUGGAGGUGGUGGUGCUUCUUCUAUAAUGAUUGAAAAAUUGUAAGUUUCUGGAUAUCAUAGCAAUGUUUACGGUGUGACACUAAAUUAAAGUGAAAACAAUCUUCAUGAAACUUAAAUUUGUUGUAAAUAAAUUUAAUAUUCUCGAAAGAUUAAAAGAUUAAUCAUUUGUAAAAAGUAUCCGUUAGUGCCUUCUUAAUUUGCUACAAUUAUUCAUAAGUGAAUUUCAUAUUUAUUAUUAAGGUAGCUUUAAGCAAUUGUUUAUAUCACAUUUCAAAAAAUAUAUUGUAGUUUUUUAUUAGAUUAUUUAAAUA
Molecule: messenger RNA, 1676 nt
Organism: Vanessa atalanta (red admiral)
Lineage: Eukaryota; Metazoa; Arthropoda; Insecta; Lepidoptera; Nymphalidae
Gene: Acat1
Product: acetyl-CoA acetyltransferase, mitochondrial
Exons: 3
Coding region: 140-1408 (422 amino acids)
Biological process (GO): fatty acid beta-oxidation
Molecular function (GO): acetyl-CoA C-acetyltransferase activity
Source: RefSeq, a predicted model, not a curated record